Molecule: messenger RNA, 2476 nt
Organism: Equus quagga
Lineage: Eukaryota; Metazoa; Chordata; Mammalia; Perissodactyla; Equidae
Gene: ZSCAN26
Product: zinc finger and SCAN domain containing 26
Exons: 4
Coding region: 143-1585 (480 amino acids)
Biological process (GO): regulation of transcription by RNA polymerase II
Molecular function (GO): RNA polymerase II cis-regulatory region sequence-specific DNA binding; DNA-binding transcription factor activity, RNA polymerase II-specific
Source: RefSeq, a predicted model, not a curated record
UGUGCACCUAGUAAACUGGGCAGACCUGCUGCUGCAUAUUUUCCAUCCAUUUGGCACAGUUUUAAACAUGUAUUAAAGGAAUAGCCCUGAGGAGACAGUCAAAAGAAAGUUCUUCCACACAGAGAGCAGUGUGAAGCUGGGGAUGGCAGCAGCCUCGGUGAGUGCUCAUUCCCCGGCUCCUCUGAAUCUGAAGAAGGAGGGGCUUCGGGUGGUGAAGCAGCAUCACCACUCUGCUUGGCAACAGGGAUUCCAGCUGCAAGGAAACAGCACAGGCCCUGGACAGGAGCCGCUGUGCAAACAGUUCAGGCAGUUGCGCUAUGAAGAGACCACAGGACCUCGAGAAGCCCUGAGCCGACUCCGGGAACUUUGCCACCAGUGGCUACAGCCUGAGACCCACAGCAAGGAGCAGAUUCUGGAGCUGCUGGUGCUGGAGCAGUUCCUGACCAUCCUGCCCGAGGAGCUCCAGGCCCGAGUGUGGGAGCAUCACCCAGAGAGUGGGGAGGACGUAGUCACUGUACUGGAGGAUCUGCAGCCAGCGCUUGGAGAAAGAGGACAGCAGGUGCACCCAGACCGGGCAAAGGAACAGAAAAUGCUUGUGGAGGAGACAGCCCCUCCGAAAGCAGUGCAGGAGCAGCAGGUCCAGCUUGAGCAUGAAGUUACAAAGCCCGAAAAGGAGAAGGGUGAGGAGACAAGGAUGGAGAAUGGGAAGCUGGUUGUAGAGACAGAACCUUGUGGAGGAGUGGAAUCAUCUAGGAAGAUAUCUGAACCCCCAGAGGCUCAUUAUGAGGGCUCUGACUUGGAAAGGCAGCAGGCCAAGCCCAAGAAGAAGACCGCCUCUACACGCUCAGACUGUGGGGAGGGCUUCAUCCAGCGCUCAGACCUGACUAAACAUGAAGGUACGCACAUGGGAGAAAAGCUCUGUGAAUCUCAAGUGUGUCAGAAUUCUAGUGUUACUGGACAUCAGAAAAUCCGUUCUAGAGAGAAAGGUCAUCAGUGUCACGAGUGUGGGAAAGCCUUUCAGAGAAGUUCACACCUUGUCAGACAUCAGAAAAUCCAUCUUGGCGAGAAGCCUUAUCAGUGCAAGGAGUGUGGAAAAGUCUUUAGCCAGAACGCAGGCCUUUUGGAACAUCUCAGAAUCCAUACUGGAGAGAAACCUUAUCUCUGUAUCCACUGUGGAAAGAACUUUAGGCGCAGCUCUCACCUUAAUCGACACCAGAGAAUUCACAGUCAGGAGGAGCCCUGUGAGUGCAAGGAGUGUGGGAAAACCUUUAGUCAGGCCCUUCUCCUCACCCACCAUCAGAGAAUCCACAGCCACUCCAAAAGCCACCAGUGUAACGAGUGUGGGAAAGCCUUUAGUUUGACCUCAGACCUUAUUCGACAUCACAGGAUUCACACUGGAGAAAAACCUUUCAAGUGUAGUAUAUGCCAGAAAGCCUUCCGACUAAACUCACACCUCGCUCAGCACGUGAGAAUCCACAACGAAGAAAAACCCUAUGAGUGUGAUGAAUGUGGAGAAGCCUUCAGACAGAGGUCAGGUCUUUUUCAACAUCAGAGAUAUCACCACAAAGAAAAACUGGCUUCCUGAUGUGUCCUCUCCUUAUAGAACAUCAGAGACAGCACAGUAACAAGCAAACAGCACUUUAGGAAAAGUCACUCUAGCCACCUCUGGCAGAGAACUCUUGGGGGCCAAGUUGGAGGCUAUCUGCCUCCACUUUUCUUUGUUUUCCUUGAAGUCAGCUUUGGACCACAAUAAUUUGAUCCUAGAUGGUACUGUGGGAUCAAAGUAAAACAGCAUCUUUACUGCAGGACUUCUCAGAGCUUUGAACAUAGUAAAUGCAUAAUUACGCAUCUCCAAGUAGUAGAGAGCCUUGUGAUUGAGUAAGGGCUUUGAAGUCAGCGGCGAAUCAAGUGUCCACAGAUUUACAGGCUUCAGCAGAAAAAGAGCAGGUUGAGAUUUUUGCAUAUGCUACAGCAACUCUCUCCUAUAAAAUAAAACUCAUGCUGUUUGGAAAUAUACCGCACUUAAAGGUGUCUUAAAGUGCAGGUUAAGGGAGACCAUUUCCCCCAACUGGUUUUACUAACACCUCCCCCACUUCCACUGGCAUUCCCCCCAUCUUCCCCUGCCCCCAAUCAGUGGAAGCAUUUUGGAAAGCAAAGAUAAUCUAAUUUUACCAUUUCCCACCCCCAUCCUUGCCACAAUACUUUCAUUGAUUCAAGUUAGAAAUCAAGGUUUUAUUUAGCUUGCGGAAGAAAUUUCCUAAGUCAUUUGAAUGAACCAUGCUGAAUUAAUCCAAGUAGCAACUGUCUUACUUGAUAACUCCAGUGCCAGUCUGGUGGCUGCUGCAUAGACACUAUUCAAUAAAUGUCUGGGGAAACAAAUUGGACUUUUUCCCUUUAAUACUGAUGAUGCAGUUUUAAAAUGUUGCUUGUUCUGGAAUUCUUUGAAAGUCAAACAAUAAAGUCAGCUUGGAGGAGA